Molecule: messenger RNA, 1878 nt
Organism: Daucus carota subsp. sativus
Lineage: Eukaryota; Viridiplantae; Streptophyta; Magnoliopsida; Apiales; Apiaceae
Exons: 1
Coding region: 1-1878 (625 amino acids)
Source: RefSeq, a predicted model, not a curated record
AUGGGUCAUCGUACAUUUCUUCCCCUUAACCACCCUUAUCGUAAGAGGAAAAAUUCUUUUGAUGGCACUAUCGAGACUCGAGUGGCUCGUUUACCUUUAACCGGGAAGGAGGUUUUUCAACGAGUCAAAGAUAUUGAUGUUGUGCUUGGGAAGUUAUAUAAAAAGACAGCAUCAAGUAACAUUUGGAAGAAGAAAUCUAUUUUCUGGGAUCUUCCAUAUUGGGAGCACUUGCAAGUUAGGCAUUGUCUUGACCUUAUGCAUAUUGAAAAAAAUGUUUGUGAAAGCAUUAUUGGAACUUUGUUGAAUGUACCUGGCAAGACAAAGGAUGGCAUGAAAGCGAGAUUAGACUUACAGGAGAUGGGUGUUCGAGUAGAGUUAGCACCGCAACAAUCUGGUAAACGUACAUAUCUACCUCCGGCAUGCUUCACUCUGUCCAGAAAAGAGAAAAUAAGCUUGUGUGAGUGUUUAUCUACUGUGAAAGUUCCAUCUGGAUAUUCCUCGAACCCUAAAAAUUUUGUCUCAAUGAAAGAUUUGAAGCUGGUAGGUAUGAAGUCACAUGAUUGUCACGUCUUAAUGCAGCAUCUGCUUCCAGUUGCAAUACGAGGCAUAUUGCCCAAGCACGUGAGACUAGCUAUCACGAAACUAUGCUUCUUCUUCGAUGCUAUAUGCAGUAAGGUCAUUGAUCCCAUGACUUUAGACAAACUGCAAGCUGACAUUAUUGUCACACUUUGUGAAUUAGAAAUGUAUUUUCUGCCCUCAUUCUUUGACAUAAUGGUGCAUUUGGUAAUUCAUCUUGUGAGAGAGGUUAAAAUUUGUGGUCCUUUGUACAUGCGCCAAAUGUAUCCUUUCGAGAGAUUCUUGUGUUUCUUAAAAGCAUAUGUGAGAAACCGACGUCUACCUGAAGCCAGUAUAGUUGAAGGCUAUACGGUUGAAGAAACUAUUGGAUUUUGCACGGACUAUCUAGCAUCCACAGAUCGAGUUGGAAUUCCAACAUCUCGUCAUGAAGGAAGACUUCAAGGUCAGGGUACGUUGGGACAUAAAAUGAUAUCUCCUAGUGCUGAAAUGCUUGACAGAGCCCAUUUAUUCGUAUUGCAGCACAUGACUGAUGUUCAUCCCUACUUACAAGAGCACUUGGCUGAGAUUCAACAACAGCAUCCUUCUAAGAGUGGGAAAUGGGUUACAAAUGAACACAAUCGAUCAUUUGUUAAAUGGUUUAGAGAUCGAGUGAUGUUUCGAUAUUCAUCAAGUCAUUCUUCCGUUUCUAAUACGGUUAAAUGGCUAUCAUAUGGUCCUGACAUGCCAGUGAGAUCUUACCAAGCAUAUGAUGUUAAUGGGUAUAGUUUCUAUACACAAUGUCAAGAUCAAAAGAGCAUUAUGCAGAACAGUGGAGUAUGUGUUGAAGCUUCUUCCACAGAAUUUGAUAGAGGCAAUUCCAUGACAUCACGAGAUAUAAAGAAGUCAUACUAUGGGGUGAUUGAAGAAAUUUGGGAGCUUGACUACAGAGAAUUCAAGGUUGCUCUAUUUAGAUGUAAAUGGUUUGAUAUCAAGCGUGGUGUCCGGGUGGAUGACUCGGGUUUCACUUUAGUAGACCUUGCUCGAUUUAGCCAUGAGGAUGACCCAUUCAUAUUCGCCACACAGGUUAACCAGGUUUUCUAUGUUCGAGACCCCGCUGAUGCUAAGUGGUCCAUUGUUCUUCAAAGUAAGCGACGCAUCGUUGGAAUUGAUAAUGUGGAAGACGAGGAGGAGUAUAAUCAAUUUGACGAUAAUCCCCCUUUCUCCAGUGGUAUGCAAAUGACCACAUUGAAGGAAGAAAAUUUAUGUAUAAAUUACGCACGCAAUGACCAUGACGAAGGUGUAUGGAUUGAGGGUCAACGAUGA